AUGAGUGUUGUUACCAACCUGUCAAAGAAGACGUUAACUGAUGCUCAGAUAUCCCUGCUGUCGAAGGGACUGAAGUUCAUACCGACUAGAAAAACAAUAGACAAAGGAAAAUUACUUACAGACUUGUCAGCGUGGGAACGCCGUAUGCGCUUAAAAGAAUAUUUCUAUUCAGAAGACGCUGAACAUAGAACCAGGGAAGAUGAGCAUCAAUACAAAAAGAAGACCUCGACGUGGACUCCAAAGGCUGGCCGCGACAAAUGGCAGGACACAUAUAUACAAGCGGUCAAAGACGACAUCAUUUGCGGAUUAAAACGAAAAUUUAAAUAUAAUCUAAGCAAAUCGGAAGAACAGGCAAUCAAAGAAUUACUCCACGACGAUGACAUAGUAAUUCGCCCUGCCGACAAGGGGUCGGGGAUAGUGAUAAUGGACAGGGAAGACUAUGUCAAGAAGAUGAAGUGUGAAAUGUCGGACAGUGAGACAUACGUCGCGGUGACGGAUGAUAAAACAAGGAUUGUGGAAAACAAAGUGAAGAAAGUGGCCGAUACCCUAUACAAGAAGGGGUCGAUCGACAGUGACCUUAAACGGUAUCUCACCAGCGGCGGUGGAACUUCCGGUAAGCUUCAGGGCAACCCGAAGCUUCAUAAACCUGGGAUGCCUCUCCGCACUAUUGUAAACGACCGCAAUCACCCAACAGAGAUGGCGGAAAUAGUGGAGAAUGAAUUGCGCAAUCAUGUGACGUCACUUCCGUCGUAUUUGAGAGACACAUUCGACUUACUAAACAAAAUAACACAGCAGCCGUUACCAGACGGUACCAUCAUAUUUUGUUUGGAUGAAAAGGCUCUUUACCCCAGCGUACCAAGAGAAGAAGCCCGUGCUGCAGUAAUUGAAGCUCUCAAUCGGCGAAUGCAACCGGAAGUACCAACCAACGACAUGAUCACAAUGAUGGACACUGUUCUAAAUAACAACACCAUUUCAUUCAAUGGAGACCACUACAUGCAAAAUGAAGGAACUGCUAUAGGAUCGCACUUAGGAAUGAAUUACGCAUCGACCUACAUGGGAGCCUGGGAGAGGGAGUUAUUUUCAAAAUCAAAUAAACAUCCAAUAGCCUACUUCCGGUUUGUUGAUGAUGUUUGGGGCUUGUGGACACAUGGUUUGGAGGCUCUAAAGACAUUCCAUGCGGUUGCAAAUGAAAUCCAUCCACGCAUACAGCUAGAGCUCCGCUACUCCACAGAGCAGCUCGAAUUCCUAGACACCAUGACGUCUAUUCGAAAAGGAAGGCUGGUUUCAGACCUAUAUACCAAACCAACAGAUCGGCACCUCUACCUGCACAUGGACUCGUCGCAUACCGAGUCUACGAAGAAGGCCAUUCCGAACGGCUUAGGUGUGAGGCUGAAAAGAAUAUGUUCGGAAGAGACGGACUACAAAAAACACAGAGAUAAAAGAGCAACUACAGAAGCGAGGAUACAAUGGCCGAUUCGUCGAGACAGAGCUGAAGAAAGUUGA
Messenger RNA from Dreissena polymorpha, 1503 nucleotides. RefSeq lists its product as uncharacterized. The record is from RefSeq and is a predicted model, not a curated record. The transcript has a single exon. Bases 1 to 1503 code for a protein of 500 amino acids. Lineage: Eukaryota; Metazoa; Mollusca; Bivalvia; Myida; Dreissenidae.